AUGCCUCAAUUAGGAUUCAACAUGGAAAAUAUGUUGAUAUGUAUCUGUACCUAUACAACUGCUUUCUCGGUGGACCCCAAACCUACACAGGAUCAUUUCAUAGCACCAGCACGGAAAAAGGUACAAAGUCGAUUUCUUGCGAUAUCCUACCUGGUAAUUAUUGCCGUUACGUGGAUUGCAUUUUUGGGGAGCAUAAAUUUGGAUUUGCGACCCGUGUAUCAAAAAUCAUGCCCAGUGCAGGGUGCCGCCUCGACAAAAGUGAAGGGAUACUUGAGCACGGAAGGCUUGAAGGGGUCGGAUUUCCAAGUUGAAAAUUCCUAUCUGUAUCGCAGAGUUUGGGACAAUUCGGAUCUAAUAUUGGGUAAUAAUGCGCAAGACGGUGGAUUCAUUGCAGUCACGAAUUUGAUAAUUACGCCAAAUCAGACGAGAGGGUUUUGUGUGGAGACGAACGCGACCGUUAAAUGUAAAUCCAGAUACGAUUGUAAAGCAGGCGAAACAAUUCCUGGGACCAAUAGUGGUGCCUUAACAGGAAAAUGCAUUGCUGGGAGAUGCCAACUUUCCGCAUGGUGUCCUUUGGAGGAAAAUAAAUUACCACUUGCUGACGAACGACCCCUCCUGGAAGGAAUUCAGAAUUACACCGUCAUGUUAAAACUCUCCGUUCAAUUUCCAGCUUGUAAUGAAAAAAAGUUUCGAAAUAUUUUGGAAAAUGCGACCACCUCAUAUUUAUCUGGGUGUCAGUAUAAUCCCGAAAAUGACACAAGUUGUCCCAUAUUUCGAAUUGGAGACAUUGUGAAAUGGAGUGGAGAGAAUUUUUCCCAAGUCGCCAUCACUGGCGGAGUUUUCAGGAUAGAAUCAAUUUGGAACUGUGAUUUCGAUUGGGGUAUGAGUAACUGCUUUCCGACCUAUAAAUUUCAAAAGAUUGAUGACUCUAAGGCCGUUUUAUCUCCUGGAUUGAAUUUCAGGAUUGCCGACUAUCAUGAAGAGAAUCGUCGCACAUUGACAAAAGUUUUCGGUCUUAAGAUCACCAUUCUGGUAUCUGGAGAUGGGAAUCAGUUCGAGUUGUUGCAUUUCAUACUUUCCUUUGGUGCAACGAUUGGUAUAUUUUCGGUGGGAGCUCUCAUUUGUGACACGCUGCUAGAAUUAAUUCAAUACCUACAAAAGUAUGAACUUUGUAAAAGGCUUAUACCUCCUGAUAGCUCGUAACAAUUUUGGGAGGAAUCGAGAUGAAAGUUUUACUAUCGUAUAUGCAUAUUAUACCUACAUAGUUAUUUUGCACGUUAAGUGCAACGUUUUCUGAAAAAUAAAUACACUACACCGUUUAUUUAUGCAACUUUCAAAAAUUAAAACAAGUUUUUCUAGUAGAUUGAUACUUCAAAUCUAUCACUAAAAUAUCUGCCCAGUGACGGACAUAUGCAGUUUGAACUCGUACAAUUAUGUAGACCUUGACUCCGAGCACAAAGCCAGUGUGUGCAUUAUGCAUUUAAUAAAAUAUUAGUAUUUGUAUUUGUAAUUGUGCUUAUCAAUUUAUUGCAUGACAUUAAUACUCAAGAUUAGAAGAAUAGCCAUUUGUUGCAAUUCACCCAUUGAACGGGCGAGAUAGAUUUUGUUCUAAAUCUAUGUACAAAUCUCAGUACGUGAUGAAUGCACAAUUUCACUGAAUAUAGAUAAUUGAUAUUACUGCAGUCUAGACUUAAAUAUAUCGCGUGUCACAAGAAUAAGUUCAAGCUGAAAUUAUAUGCAACGAUUAAGAUCAAACGUUUAUCAUAAAUCGAUGACGAUAAAGCACGCUCAUUAAAAUUGUAUAUUCAAUUUUUGCCAAUUUUGGAAUAAGCUCUAACAGCAAGCUAUCAUACGUAUAUGUACAUGACCUACAGUGUAUUUAAUUCAAUAUUAAUUUUGGUAUGCAUAUUACAUCUUUAUUCAGAAGAACUCGAAAUUGUUACAAUAAUUUCGUGCAAAAUAUUAAACACCCCGUUUUCUGAUCGGAGCUGAUUAAAUGAUCCAUAAACCGGAUGUGAUCACGAAUUUUUUAUUUGCUUUGACUGUUUACACAAUUGAUGAAGAGAAUUACUAACCUUAUUAAACAAGUUAGACAUUAUUCAGUUUGCUAUUUAAGUGAAUAUUUCUCCAGUAAUUUUGUACAUUUUCACUUCACGAAUCAUCAAAGUAACAAUUUUUUCCCAAAAUCUAUCACAAUGUACAAGUUAGCGUUGACCUCUUCCUUGGUACUUCUGGUACUUAUUUCCGCAACGUCGGCAGAAGAAACGGAAGGGUGUAAGGGUAAGCAAAUGAAUUUGACCUGCAAGGGAGAAGUCAUGAAUAUGAAACCAUUGUGGGUGGGCAAGAAGGAAUGUUAUCAAGAAACCUAUGGAACUAGUA
Molecule: messenger RNA, 2379 nt
Organism: Folsomia candida
Lineage: Eukaryota; Metazoa; Arthropoda; Collembola; Entomobryomorpha; Isotomidae
Product: P2X purinoceptor 4
Exons: 10
Coding region: 1-1203 (400 amino acids)
Biological process (GO): monoatomic cation transmembrane transport; response to ATP
Cellular component (GO): nuclear inner membrane; plasma membrane
Molecular function (GO): extracellularly ATP-gated monoatomic cation channel activity; purinergic nucleotide receptor activity
Source: RefSeq, a predicted model, not a curated record